Messenger RNA from Neurospora tetraspora, 880 nucleotides. RefSeq lists its product as uncharacterized. The record is from RefSeq and is a predicted model, not a curated record. The transcript has a single exon. Lineage: Eukaryota; Fungi; Ascomycota; Sordariomycetes; Sordariales; Sordariaceae. The coding region runs from base 53 to 781 and encodes 242 amino acids.
UGAAAAGUCCGAACCUCACCAAAGCAAAGCCCGAAACAUCCAGGACAGCUUCAUGUCGGCAUCCACAUUAGGAAUGAUUCUUUUUCCAGUUCAGAGCUGUGAUGUUCUCCAAGCUCCAGUCGCAGCCCCCUUCUCCUACCAUUUUCAGUAUCUGCAUCAUCUCUAUCCAGCUCGGUCACUCCCCCCAUUCCCCUUCCCGUUAGCAACGUAUUCCCAAGUCUUCCAUGAGAUACUACCCUUUGGAAAUCUCGAAAGUCCAUGGCGUUCUCGCCCUUCUCCCAAAAUCCUGAAACACCCAUUCCCAUUCGUCAAACAUCUCAUGGUAGUCUCCAUGCCCAACACAACACCGAUCCCACAGUCUCGGAACAGUGUUCAUGGCUCCAUCCAUCCCGGGAGAGGCAGCCUUCAAGAGAAGUUUCUUUUCGAGACUAGUGAAUAUACCUCCCAUAAGCCAAGAAAGGGGGUUGCAUGCCACAUCGACAUCGAUGGAUGCCACGCAUUCCGCUUUCCUUUUUUCCUUUUCCGCUUUGAGACUUACAGCACUAGCUUCAACGUCCUUCCCUUCGGUGUUGCGUCUUCUUUCGAUUUCCAUUUGUCCACUUCUAGAGGCUCCAUCACCAACAAUCUUUCCAGGAACAUGCUUCCUUUUUUUGUUGGGUUUGGAUUUUUAGUGUUAGUUGCCCGUGCCGAGUGGUCGCCUGGCCCCGUCACCCCCGUGCCUUGUAGCCGAACCCGAAGUGUGGACGGACUAGGUAGACUAGAUGGUGAGCGGGCCUGUUGAGGCGGCCACCCUCUGAAGAGCCUCAAUGUGUGGAGAGUCGAGAUUCGAGGUCGGCGGUGAUGAAGGUAGUGUACGUAGAGAAAGUUGCUUCGAAUUAUA